This is a messenger RNA of Gavialis gangeticus (Gharial), 2425 nucleotides long. RefSeq names its product G protein-coupled receptor 137C (gene GPR137C). Lineage: Eukaryota; Metazoa; Chordata; Crocodylia; Gavialidae. The record is from RefSeq and is a predicted model, not a curated record. The transcript is spliced from 7 exons. Bases 1 to 1143 code for a protein of 380 amino acids. Gene Ontology annotation, biological process: positive regulation of TORC1 signaling. Gene Ontology annotation, cellular component: lysosomal membrane.
AUGCCGCUGUCCGUAGCGCUGCGGCUGGGGCUGGCGGCGCUGCACACGGCGCUCUACGCCGGGCUCUUCCUCUUCACUUACGCGCAGCUCUGGCUGCUGCUGCGCUACCGCGAGCGCCGCCUGGGCUACCGCCCGCUCGGCCUCUUCCUCUGCCUGCUGUGGGCGGCGCUGCGCACCACGUUCUUCUCGGGCUACCUGCGCCCCGGCCCCGGCCCCGGCCCCGCCGCCCGCUGGAUGCUCUGCUGCCUGCCCGUCUGCCUGCUCUUCGCCUGCCUCUGCCUCCUCACGCUCUACUUCGCCGAGGUUAUAUUCAAAGUCAAAUGUGCAGCAGAAUUCAACAAGUACAAGGUCCUCAUGUAUCUGGGCUCCCUAUUUACCAGCCUUCUCUUCCUAGUUGUGAAUGUGACCUGUGCAAUGUUAAUCUAUGGAGAUAUUCCAGAGAAUCAGCUGAGAUGGACAGUGUUGGCUCAGGCGUUAGCCAAUGACACUCUCUUCAUUCUCUGUGCCAUUUCAUUAGCUUGUUGUAUGUGCAAACUUGCAAAAAUGUCUUCAGCAAAUGUCUACCUCGAGUCAAAGGGCACAUCCGUCUGCCAGGCUAUCCUCGUGGGCUCUGUAGCUGCCCUUCUGUAUUCUUCAAGGGCUUGCUACAACCUGGUAGCAGUGGUUAUGUCUCCAGACAAUAUUCCCAGUCCAUUUAACUAUGGCUGGGACAACCCUUCAGAUAAGAUCCACGGGGAAGAAAUCAGUGGAGAAGAAUUUGUGGUGUUCGGAGUGGUCCUCUUUCUCUGGGAGCUGGUGCCGAUGACCUUUGUGGUGCUGUUCUUCCGAGCUCGGAGACUCUCUCAGAACUUGACACCAGGUGGGAUGAUAAACAGUCAUAGCUACAGCUCCCGAGCAUACUUCUUUGACAAUCCGAGGCGGUACGACAGCGAUGAUGACUUGUCACGACUUAGCGGAAGAGAUGGGGGAAGCCUGGCUGCCCCUCCGUGCUCCGGCUGGUACGGCUCUCUGACUGGCAGCGACAGCUACCCUGCUGCUCCUCAUCUGAGUGGACCUACAAUAGAUGACGCCCCCCUGCUCUUCACUUCUGGCGACUUGGAGUCUAGCAAUCGCCAUGGCUUAUACUCAGCACCACAGAACUGAAGAGGGCUACCGGAGGCAGCUCUCGGGGUGUAAGAUUUGUAAUAAUUUGUUUUCUAAACGUCUAACUUCAUCUACGCAAACAUUCCAUCACCUAAUGCAGCCACAGACCAGGGCCUGGACUCAUGGGCUGCACGUAAUGAACAAGACUGACUCACGGUACCAUGUAGCAAAGUGAAGGUGAACUCUGGAAGCUUUUCGGUCUGUUUGUUUUUUCUCAAGAUGCUUGUUGGCAGCUAAAAGCACCAGAGCUUCCUUACUAGAGAAGAAACAUCAACUGCAUAUUUGCACUUUUAUCUGCACAUUCUGAAGGAACAAAUCUCGCUCAGACUCUCCCUGUCUGAAACUUUUUUAAUUGCACAUCCAUAGCUGGGAGGUGUUGUUGUCUUCCUGCAGGAACUGGAGCAAGCAUACGUGAUCUGUGAAAGACUCCGUGGUCUGACCCACUCUCAAAGGACAGUACAUCUCCCUUCCUGACGAGCAACAGGGUGCACGCUACUAUGGGGACAAUGAAGAAUAUUGAUUAAAGCAAAAUGUGCCAUAUUUGCGCAAGAUGAAGGGAAUGUCUCCUUGCUGAGAAUGUGCGCUGGCUCUGACUCAAGGUUCUGGUUUCAAUGGACUGCUCUAAUGCCCUGCUCUGGGACCUUUGUGAAAGCAAACGUAAAAGCACAGGUACAGAAGGCUUGUGCGUACCAAGUAGCACUGAGGUCACUGAACAGCUCUUCACACUUUAGUUAAAAGGAGAAACGCUAACUUGGGAGGAGCAGAACGACCAUAAUUGGUGCUAGGCUUGCGGUGUGAGCACUGGGCCGCGAGGUAUGGGCAUGGCCACAAAAGGAAAACACAGUGAGGAGGCUGGGAAGCAGGUGUUAUCUGUGAGUCCUUGUUUUGGCCAAAACAAAUAUGUAACAGAGGCUGCUUGGAGCACUAGCUCUGCUCAGGAAUGCCCUGAGCAGCACUCAGUAUUUACGUGCUUUUGGCAGAUUAGCAAUUAACUGAACCUUUUUAACCUAAGCCAAGACAAACCCAGGGAAGUCACUUUUGGAAAUGAGAUAGUUUUUGUUGUGUGUCCUCCCCUCUCCACAGCAGCGCUCUGACAUGGAAAUGGUGGCCCCCACGAUGGCUGGAAGGGUUGUGUUCCGAUUCAGGUACUUAGCUAGGACCUCUUCAAAUCUGUUUCUUCUUUCUCUACUCUUCAAGGUCUACCAACCUCCUUGCCACUGAAUAUGACCUAGAAAGUGGGUGCGGAGUGCUCUGGGCUGAAGUCCUCAGUAUUCAGACUGCA